Eufriesea mexicana is the source of this 1545-nucleotide messenger RNA. RefSeq names its product ubiquitin-conjugating enzyme E2 W. The transcript has 4 exons. The record is from RefSeq and is a predicted model, not a curated record. Lineage: Eukaryota; Metazoa; Arthropoda; Insecta; Hymenoptera; Apidae. Bases 178 to 672 code for a protein of 164 amino acids.
AUGGCUGUCAAAUUUGACUAAUUUACAAUGGUCUUGACAACCUGUUUUACAAAUAUCGUGUUACCAAUUUUUUUUUAAUGCAUGACAACGUAAUACGAAAUUUAAGAAUAAUGCAAAACACUCUCAUUGAAACAACUUUACAUUCUUAAAUCGAGAAAUAAACAAAGCAAGUAAUUCAUGUAUGUUGCAAUGAGCAAUAAAACGACAAUGGCGGCAAUGUCCCCAUCGAAGAGGAGACUACAAAAAGAGUUAACAUCAUUAAUACGUGAACCUCCACAAGGUAUACAUGUAGAUGAAGACCGUACUAGUCAAAAUUUAACACAAUGGAUUAUUCAUAUGGAAGGUGCAAAGGGCACUUUGUAUGAAGGCGAACAGUUUCAGCUGCAAUUUAGAUUCAGUUCUAAAUAUCCAUUUGAUUCACCAGAAGUGACUUUUAUAGGUGGAAAUAUACCAGUACAUCCACAUAUUUAUAGUAAUGGCCAUAUCUGCCUAUCCAUUUUGUCAGAUGAUUGGUCUCCUGCUUUGAGUGUGCAAAGCAUUUGUUUAAGUAUUGUAUCAAUGUUGAGCAGUUGCAAAGAAAAGAAGAGGCCACCUGAUAAUCUAUUUUACGUAAAAACAUGUAAUAAAAAUCCAAAGAAAACAAUUUGGUGGUAUCAUGAUGACAAUGUGUAACAGCAACUGCAAAAGUUAUUAACAACUUAUCAAUGUGCAGUUAUUGCUGGACCAAGUGGAAUGACAUUUUUUGUGUCUUAAAGUAAUUAAUAAAAUUUCAUAGAUGAAAUUGCUGAAAUAACUUUAUCACAUAUUUAAAGAAUUAGGUGCAUAAGUUAGAAAAUAAAAAAUAGCAAAGGCUGCAUAUUACUUAUUAUUCUAAUGAAGCAAUGUAAAAUGCGUGAGUUAUCAAGUUAUAAAUUAUUAUGAUGUUAUUAUAAAUGAUAUAUAUUAUCCUACAACUUAACUGUUUGAGUGCCAAGUGGCACGAUAGCGCUUCUCCUGUUCUGUGUCGAAAAAGACCAGCGCAGUAGGCUGUGAAGACGACAGUUACUGCACGCUCAGUUUUUAUCGAUGCGUGUCUUUAUGGUUACCGUUUAGUCAUAAAAAAAAUAAGUCAAAAUUGAAGUAAUAUUUGAUGUUCCAUUAAUGUGAACGGAACGCAUAUAAACAGAAAACAGUGUUAUUACGUUAUACAUAAACAGUGUUAUUCCUUGGCAUUUUUAGGCAUGGAAUGAAACAAGUGUUAUCGCGCUACUCGGCAUUUUUGGACACGGAAUGCAACAAGCGCUACCGCGCCGUUUGGUAAUUGUUGAUUGGAAAACGAGAAAGACCUGUGGCACUCAAACGGUUAAUAGGAAAAGCGUAAAUUAUAAAUGCAAAAAUGCAGCCAAGAAGAGUGCACAUAUAAUACUAACAAGCAAUGAAAGUGUUUCAUUAUUUGUGUAGAAAGUGCACCGUAACAUGGUAGUAAUAAAUUAAGAUGGUAAUCACUAUUAAAAUAGUAUCCUUAAAAGUAUAGAAUGUUAUCACAUUUGUUAUCCCAUUUAUUUA